Symbiodinium necroappetens is the source of this 666-nucleotide messenger RNA. The record is from the annotation of a GenBank genome assembly. Lineage: Eukaryota; Dinophyceae; Suessiales; Symbiodiniaceae.
GUUUGGGGAGGAGACCCACAUCGAGAUCGAGCAUCAAAGCAACCAAAGGCCUAGUGGAUCCAUUUUCCCCGAGGUGAAUUUGGGGGAUUUGGAUGAUUUAGACGGGGAGGAGGAUGGCGGCAUCAGCCACGGAGACUCCUCGGCACUGCUGCAAUCCGACUUGCUGGACAUGACUGAAUCCGAGCGGCGGAUGAUCAGGCAUCGGCUCCGUGUACGAUUGGGCGUCGUGAGCCGGAAUAAGCUCGUUUCUGGCAAGUCCCUACACGACUCGCUGUCAGCCUUGGGGCUGACGCGAUACACGGAGCAGGAGAUCAACGAUCUAAUCAACCACCUGGCGACCUUCGUGAGCCUGAACUUCGAGGAGGAGGAGGACAACACCUGGAGUGCGAACACCAUCGGCAGCACCUUCGACCGCUUCGACAUCUUUGGGCUCCGGGGCUUCGACCCCGAGGCGGCGAAGCCCGUCUGGCAGUGGCCCAGCGGAUCCCCGGCGAGCUUUAAGAAGGAGAAGUCGACCAUCAGCCUCCACCGGGAGAAGUCGACCUUUAGCAUCUACCGGGACCCCUCGUCUCCGGACCUUCACGUGGAUGAGAAGAACCUGGUGAACUUCAACGUGGUGCCGCUGGAGGCGCUCAUGGACGUCUUCCUCGCGCACGAGUCGAGCAU